UGCGCUCGAUCUACGCUUUAACGUCGUCUAUUCAAAUCACGGGGAAGUCAAAUUCGACCGACAAGGAGAAAUCAUCGGCCGGCACCAUUGUUUUCACACUGCUUUUGCAAGAAAUCACACAUCACUCUGUCCACUUCAGGACCCGAACCGGAAGGAAGGUUUCGUCCAGCUGCAUCGAUGGUCGUGCGGAGACGAGAUCUGGGUCGACGUCCUCCGCAUUUCUAGGAGCGGGGACCACGGACGCCCUCAUUGGCCCAGCUCGGUCCUCGGGGAAGCUCCCGUUUCGCCCCCCCGGUGACGUCCGUAUCUGAGGAUCCGCCGGCGUAAAAACCAUCGGAGGCCGAGAGGCGAUAGAGGUGCUUAUAGCUGAGAAAAAUAUUUACAGCACUAGCAGAUGGCUUCAGGAAAUUGGUCUCUAUCCGAUGUGAGGAAAUCAUCAAAUCACUGUUCAAGGCUUGCUGUAGUUGUGUUUGUUGCUUUUAGUUUAUCUGCGAUUUGGAUAUUCCUUCCAUCUUCGACUACGUUCCCGGUUCAGAACCCUGACUUGCUACAUCAAGAGAAUAAUAAUUUGGGACAAAAAGUAACCGAUGGAAGCUCGGGAAAUUCUCAGAUUCAAAGCCAGGAUGUUGUAAACAAUGACGAAAGAUCAGUUGAAACAGAGUCGGGGAACACAGUUCAGCCAACCAAGGCUGAUUCUGCUAAUAGAGCGGGGACUAACCAGGAAGAGAAAAUACCAAAGGAGAGCUCUAAUAUGAAGACUUCCUCAGAAAACAAACCUGAAAAAUCUGACAUUGAGUCUAAAUUUGAGGAUGAAACGGAGGAUAUACAGAAAAGUAACCAUCACAAGGGCGUUGAGACUGGAGAGAAACCAAAUAUGGAAAUGAGAAAUACAGAUGGAGGUCAAAAUGGUGGAGAGCAAACUAUGGCCAGUGAAGGAUCUGAUUCUGAUGAAAAGUUGAAUAGCUCAAAAGGAAAUGAUUCUGACAUGGAUGAUAGCACCAAAAGACUGAAUGCUCAGGAUAGCUUAGAUGAGGUUAAGCAGGAAGAAAAAGAGGUCAAUCAGAAUAGUCAGAGGGUUUGGGAAGAUCAAGACAAGAAUAGUGAACCACAAGUUGCUGACAAUAACCUAGAAACUCAGGAAAUGCUUCAGGAGUCUAAUGAUCAUUCGGAUAGUUCGAAUGAGAUAACUGCUCAGCAAGAGUCAAUGUCUAAGGAACAGAAUGACUAUGUCUGGAGAGUUUGUAAUACCACGGCUGGGCCAGACUACAUUCCUUGCCUUGACAAUGUGUAUGCUGUCAGAAGGCUUCCUACUACAAUGCAUUAUGAACAUCGAGAGAGGCACUGCCCUGAUAAUCCUCCUGCCUGUCUUGUUCCUCUACCAGCAGGAUACAGAAAACCUAUUCAAUGGCCUAUUAGCAGGGAUAAGAUAUGGUUUUAUAAUGUGCCACAUACCGACCUUGCUAGGGUCAAGGGAGGUCAAAACUGGGUUAAAGUUGCUGGUGAAUAUCUCAUAUUCCCUGGAGGUGGUACCCAGUUUGUUCAUGGCGCUAUCCCCUAUAUUGAUCGGAUUGAAGCUGCAAAACCUGCUAUUGCAUGGGGGAAGAGAACCCGGGUGAUAUUAGAUGUUGGAUGUGGUGUUGGCAGUUUCGGAGGUUAUUUAUUUGAAAGGGAUGUUCUUACCAUGUCGUUUGCUCCCAAAGAUGAACAUGAAGCUCAAGUUCAGUUCGCACUUGAACGGGGUAUUCCAGCCAUGCUAGCAGUCAUGGGCACCAAAAGGCUACCAUUUCCUAGUGGUGUUUUUGAUGCUAUUCACUGUGCUCGCUGUAGAGUCCCUUGGCACAUUGAAGGGGGCAAACUUCUCUUGGAGCUUAACCGCCUCUUACGGCCAGGUGGUUACUUUGUUUGGUCUGCUACUCCAAUUUAUCGAAAGGGUCCAGAAGAUCUUGGCAUUUGGAAAGAAAUGUCCAAACUGACUACAGCUAUGUGCUGGAACUUCACGUUGAUUAAAAGGAAGGACAAAAUGAACAAAGUGUCCAUUGCACUGUACAGGAAACCGACAUCUAAUGAGUGCAUUGAAAGUAGAACCAAAAAUGAACCUCCACUCUGCAAUGGCUUGGACGAUGCAAACUCAGCUUGGAAUGUGACACUGCAAGCCUGCAUGCAUAAGGUGCCUACAGACAUGUCGGAACGUGGGUCUCAAUGGCCUGAGAACUGGCCGCAUCGUUUGGGAAAACCACCUUACUGGCUGAAUAAAGUCGCAGUAAAUGGCAAGGCGACCCAAGGAGAUUUUACUGCUGACUAUGAGCACUGGAAAAAUAUAAUCUCCCAAACAUAUUUAAAUGGGAUAGGUGUCAGCUGGUCUUCUAUUAGGAAUGUCAUGGACAUGAGAGCUGUCUAUGGAGGGUUUGCUGCUGCGCUUAAGGACUUAAAAGUGUGGGUAAUGAAUGUAGUCCCGAUCGACUCUCCUGACACACUUCCUAUAAUCUAUGAGCGUGGUUUAAUUGGAAUAUACCAUGAUUGGUGUGAAUCAUUCAACACUUACCCAAGAUCGUAUGAUCUCCUCCAUGCAGAUAAUUUGUUUGCCACUCUCAAGAAGAGGUGCAAGUUAGUGCCAGUUCUUGCUGAAGUUGAUCGGAUCUUGAGGCCAGAAGGAAUUCUAAUUGUUAGGGAUGAUAUGGAAAUUAUAUCUGAGAUUGAGAGUAUGGCUAAAUCUCUGCAAUGGGAGGUCAGAUUCACACACUCAGAGGACAACACGGGGUUGCUUUGUGUUCAGAAGACAUUUUGGCGCCCUGUCAAUGUGGAAACAAUUGCUUCAGCCAUUGCUUAAGCAAAUGAUUCACUUAUGUUGUUCUCAGAAGUUGGCUCAUGUUGCUGGGAUUAGUUUAUAAGCAGAUUUACCAACAUCAUACAUUGAACUUGGAUCAAAUGAGAGGCAAACUAGCUGAUUUGAAGACUCAGGCACACACAAGAGUUCCAUUAGUAUUCCAUCAAGCUGUUGCUGCUCCAUUUGAUUGCUCAAGUUCGAGUUUUGGGUAUGUAAUGUAAUAAUUUCUCACCAAAUGGGACUUCCAUUUCACCAGAUGGAGCUCAUUUUGCAUGUAAAAUACGUCUUGUUAGAUUUUUGUAAAUGUCCUUUUUUGUGUUUAUUCAGCACCUAUUCAACAUAGACAACUUUCAUAAAUUCAACCUUAUUUAUACAAAGUAACAGAUUGAGUAGAUAAAUCUAAAGGUCAUGCUGCAAAA
Molecule: messenger RNA, 3243 nt
Organism: Eucalyptus grandis
Lineage: Eukaryota; Viridiplantae; Streptophyta; Magnoliopsida; Myrtales; Myrtaceae
Product: probable methyltransferase PMT25
Exons: 10
Coding region: 395-2827 (810 amino acids)
Cellular component (GO): endosome; trans-Golgi network; cytoplasm
Molecular function (GO): methyltransferase activity
Source: RefSeq, a predicted model, not a curated record